Molecule: messenger RNA, 169 nt
Organism: Perkinsus marinus ATCC 50983
Lineage: Eukaryota; Perkinsozoa; Perkinsida; Perkinsidae
Product: GTPase, putative
Exons: 2
Molecular function (GO): GTPase activity; GTP binding
Source: RefSeq, a predicted model, not a curated record
CGACUACUUAUUCAAGUUGUUGUUGAUCGGCGAUUCAGGCGUGGGGAAAUCGUGUUUAUUGCUGAGGUUUGCUGACGACACUUAUACUGAAUCUUACAUUUCGACCAUCGGGGUUGACUUUAAGAUUCGUACCAUUGAACUUGAUGGAAAAACUAUAAAAUUGCAAAUU